This is a messenger RNA of Drosophila grimshawi, 1115 nucleotides long. It is a transcript of the gene ClpP, whose product is annotated as ATP-dependent Clp protease proteolytic subunit. Gene Ontology annotation, cellular component: endopeptidase Clp complex. The transcript has 3 exons. NCBI's taxonomy places the organism in Eukaryota, Metazoa, Arthropoda, Insecta, Diptera, Drosophilidae. Gene Ontology annotation, molecular function: ATPase binding; ATP-dependent peptidase activity; serine-type endopeptidase activity. The record is from RefSeq and is a predicted model, not a curated record. Gene Ontology annotation, biological process: protein quality control for misfolded or incompletely synthesized proteins. The coding region runs from base 202 to 969 and encodes 255 amino acids.
AUUAUAUUUUGUUAAUUUUCUUUUGUUUUUGCUUACGAAAUACUUUGAGCUAAGCACAUCGUAUCACAAAUUCAAGCUAUGAUUUAUACAGUCUAGGGAAGGACACACUCGGCUCGAAGUAAACAACACAGCUGUUUUGCGAACUUCUGCGAUUCAGUUUGAUAAGAGAAAAACACCAGCGGGCUAAGCAACAUAAAAACAAUGUUAAAAAACGCCGGCACUCGAUUGCUACGCAGCUUUCAAGCGAAAUGCAGUACACAGCCACUGUCCGUGAGGGGCAUUAAUCUAAUACCCAUGGUUGUGGAGCAGACGGGACGUGGCGAACGCGCCUACGAUAUAUUCUCUCGUCUGCUCAAGGAGCGCAUCAUUUGUCUGAUGGGCAACAUCACCGAUGAUAUCAGUUCGACGGUCGUUGCCCAGCUACUGUUCCUUCAAUCGGAGAACGUCAACAAGCCUAUCCACUUGUAUAUCAAUUCGCCGGGGGGCGUGGUAACAGCAGGUCUGGCCAUCUACGAUACGAUGCAGUAUGUGAAGCCACCGAUAGCCACGUGGUGUGUGGGACAAGCAUGUUCGAUGGGUUCGCUGCUGCUGGCAGCCGGUGCACCCGGCAUGCGUUACUCCUUGCCAAAUGCACGCAUCAUGAUCCACCAGCCAUCGGGUGGCGCUCAGGGUCAAGCCACAGACAUUCUUAUACAUGCGGAGGAAAUCAUCAAGAUAAAGCGCCAACUGACUAACAUUUAUGUGAAGCAUGCCCAAUAUGAUUACGCGGAAAUGAGCUCACGCAUGGAACGUGACCAUUUCAUGACCCCUGAGGAGGCCAAAGUCCUAGGCAUAAUUGAUCAUGUGCUUGAGCAUCCGCCAGAGACAGUUUCAGACAGCGGUCCCGCAUCCGAUCCACCAUCAGGUAAGAUCAUCACGCCUGACACGGACACCGGAAAGAAGCGAUCCAAACAGACAGCCCAAAAUUGAGUACGAUGGCAUCGAGAACAAAAUACAAACAAACCAAACAUUUGGCAUUAUUCAAAUUGUAAAAUGUAAAAUAGUAGAAAUAGUAGUACAGAUAAAUUAGCUCAACAAUUUUUCAAAUACAAAUUCAGUUUACAUGAAAAACUUUA